Messenger RNA from Prunus avium (sweet cherry), 2319 nucleotides. It is a transcript of the gene EIF4B1, whose product is annotated as eukaryotic translation initiation factor 4B1. Gene Ontology annotation, molecular function: translation initiation factor activity; mRNA binding. The record is from RefSeq and is a predicted model, not a curated record. NCBI's taxonomy places the organism in Eukaryota, Viridiplantae, Streptophyta, Magnoliopsida, Rosales, Rosaceae.
ACUAUAAAAAAACACAACAAUAAAACAUUUAAAACACUCUUACAUCCCACACACACGCGCACACUUCUUCUCUCACGCCAACUGUUGCCCUUCCCUCUUCUUCGCAUGUUCUCGGAGCUCCGGCUCCAUUAACGGAGCCCCAGCUCACAGCUCACACCCUUUUCUUUUUCAAAAAACUAACAAAUUUAUAACUACUCUUUUUUCGCCUUCGUUUCUUUCUUUUUAUUUCAAACAUUUCUGGUCAUAUUUUCUCUUCAUUUCCAACUGCGUUCUCAGAUCUCGCAAACCGUCGAAGAUGGCCAAACCCUGGGGUGGUAUCGGCGCCUGGGCCGCCGACUCUGAGCGAGCCGAAGCGGAGGAGCUUGCGGAGGCUGCCCAAGCUGAGUCCCAGAGCUUCCCGAGCCUCAAGGAAGCUGUGAACACAAAGCCCAAGAAGAAGAAAAUGAGCCUCUCCGAGUUCAACAUGGGGGGCUCUUUCACCGCGUCCGGGCCCGCCGCCUCAAGUCGGGUCGGGCUCACUCCUGAAGAGAUGAUGCGCCUCCCUACCGGCCCCAAAGAGCGCUCUGCGGACGAAAUGCAGUACGGUCGCCUCGGCGGUGGGUUUUCCUCGUACGGCCGCUCCGGUUCGAAUCCGGGUCGGGGAAGGGACCGCGACGACGCGGAUGGGUCGUGGGGCGGUGGUGGCAGAAGAUCCUACGGUGGAUUCGAAGACGACCAAAGGGGUUCCUCUUCUAGGGUUUCGGAUUUCGAUCAACCGUCGAGGGCAGACGAGGUUGACAAUUGGGCAUUGACCAAGAAGUCUCUUCCUUCUGCAGAUUCAGGUCGGCAGAACCGGUAUGGCUCGCUCGGCGGUGGCGGUGUGGGUGUUGGCGGACCUUGGUCUAGGGCAGACGAGGUUGAUAACUGGGCUGUUGGGAAGAAGCCUGCUCCUGCAAGAUCAUCCACAUUUGGGUCUGGAUUUCGCGAUUCGGGGCCGGAGCCUGAUCGCUGGGCGAGAGGCGUACGCGAGGUGGACAGCGUUGAGAGAGAGCGACCCAGAUUGGUUUUGGAUCCUCCAAAAGGCGAGUUGAGCGUGAAUGAGUCAGUGCAGGUUGUGAAGACCAAUAAGCCCAGCCCGUUCGGGGCAGCUCGACCUAGAGAGGAGAUUUUGGCCGAGAAGGGGUUGGAUUGGAAGAAGUUGGACUCGGAAAUUGACGCCAAGAAGACGAGUCGGCCGACGAGUGCACACUCAAGCAGGCCUUCCAGUGCUCAGUCAAGCCAGUCUGAAGGUCCUGGGCUGCAUGGGAGUGAGAAUGCGGUGAAGCCGAGGCCCAAAGUGAACCCAUUUGGUGAUGCCAAGCCAAGGGAAGUUUUGCUGGAGGAGCGAGGUAAAGAUUGGCGGAAGAUUGAUCUCGAGUUGGAGCAUCUCAGCGUUGACAGGCCAACUUAUCGGCAUGUGUGGAGAGUGGUUUUUCUUGUACUAAAGAUGUGGAAAAGUUCAAGUGGCAGACCCGAAACAGAAGAGGAAAGGAAAUUAAAGGAAGAAAUUGAUCAUCUAAAGAAGGAACUUGAGAAAGCAUCUCCGGAUAAAACGAACAGCGAAACUGGGCAAGAGUCUGGUGGCGACCAGGCAAGCCUACAUGAUAUAGUACUUCAGAAGGAAAGGGAAUUGGAGACACUGAUCCACGAUUUGGAUGACAAAGUUCGCUUUGGUCAGAAGGCCAUCGAUAGACCUGGGUCUGGGGCAGGCAGGCCUGGGUCUGGAGCAGGCAGGCCUGGGUCUGGAGCAGGUAGGGCUGGUAGCUUUCUUGACAGGAUACCCUCUCAAUCUGGGUCAUUUGAAGAUUCUAGAAGUAUGGAAUUCAUCGAUAGGCCUCACUCACAUGGCAAAGGAGAUGCGUGGACAAGGCCUUUUGACGACAGAAGGUCAUUUCAAGGUGGCAGGGAAAGAGGAUUUCUGGGGAACAGAGACAUGGGCAGGGCAAGAUCAAGAGAAAGAUGGUGAGAAAGUGUGCUGUUUCUCUGGAUUCAUUGAAUUGCCUUCUACUUUUGACAACCAGAACCAAAUAAUAUUUUGCCUCACUCUUUUUGUUUUCUUCAUUUUGCUCUGGGAAAUGGAGCAAGCAUUAUUGAUUACCGGCACUGGGAACUCUUGCCUUGAUCUAUUGUUACAUCUUGAAACUAUGUAAAAUUGCAAAUUACUUUUCUUUUUCUUUCUUUCUUUCUUUUGUCUGUUUCAUAUGAAGGAGCCUUGUAUUGCUCUUAGGAUCCACUUUUACUGAACACUAUGGGACUCAUUAGUCUAUUUUUGUGACAAUUGUCUGGGUGUUAUACGGAUAA